AUGUCUGGUGCAAAGAUCCUGCUGCUCUUGCAGAGCCUGUCCCGCAGGAAACCUCUGGAACCUGAGGGCGAGGAGUCCAACUUCCGCCGAUGCCUGACCACCCUCGACCUGGUGGCUCUGGGGGUGGGCAGCACGCUGGGGGCCGGUGUUUACGUGCUGUCGGGAGAAGUGGCCAGAGCUGUGGCCGGUCCCAGCAUCAUAAUCGCCUUCCUGAUAGCCGCAGUUGCCUCCAUCUUUGCGGGACUUUGCUACGCUGAAUUUGGAGCUCGUGUUCCCAAGACUGGCUCAGCUUACCUCUACAGCUAUGUGACUGUGGGAGAGAUAUGGGCUUUUAUCACUGGCUGGAACUUGUUGCUGUCUUAUGUCAUAGGGACAUCAAGUGUUGCCAGAGCGUGGAGUGGGACCUUUGAUGAUCUCAUUGGAAACGUCAUUGCCAACUCUCUGGGCAAACAGGCUGCAAUGAAUUUACCCGGAUUAGCUCCCUACCCAGACUUCUUUGCAGCUGGCCUCAUAAUGCUCUUGGCAGGGAUUCUUGCAUUUGGUGUAAAAGAGUCAGCCGUUGUAAAUAAGGUUUUUACAGCAGUGAACAUUCUGGUGCUGCUGUUUGUUGUCCUCUCUGGAGUCAUUAAGGGCGACAUCAACAACUGGUACAUUGGUGAAGAUUCUCUCCUGGAUGAAUAUGAAAACCACACAUCACUGAAUGAAACCACCAGAUAUGGCAGCGGAGGAUUUUUCCCUUUUGGCUUUGAGGGGACGUUAGCAGGAGCAGCUACAUGCUUUUAUGCAUUUGUUGGAUUUGACUGCAUUGCCACAACAGGAGAGGAGGUCCAAAACCCUCAGAAGUCGAUCCCACUCGGCAUUGUGGCGUCGCUCCUCAUCUGCUUCCUGGCGUAUUUUGGUGUGUCUGCCGCUCUGACUCUUAUGAUGCCGUACUAUUUGCUCAGUGUUCACAGCCCACUGCCUGUGGCCUUUACAUACAUCGGUUGGGGCCCUGCAAAGUAUGCAGUGGCUGUGGGAUCCCUCUGUGCACUGUCAACAAGCCUUCUAGGAUCAAUGUUCCCGAUGCCUCGUGUUCUGUUUGCCAUGGCCAGGGAUGGACUCCUCUUCAGACCGCUCAGUCAAAUGAGUGACAGACAAAGUCCUGUCAUAGCGACGCUGGCUUCAGGAGCUGCAGCAGCUAUCAUGGCAUUAUUGUUUGACCUGAAGGCGCUGGUUGACAUGAUGUCGAUUGGGACCCUCUUUGCCUACACACUUGUAGCCAUAUGUAUCCUCAUAUUAAGGUACCAAGCAGACCUCAUCUUUUUGGCCAUCAUCUUAAGCCUCUUCAUAUCCGGGACCGUAGACUCCCUGCAGGCCCUGGAGUGGUGGACAUUACUCUGUCUCUCUGUGAUCGUACUGAUGCUGGUCCUCGUUAUGCUGAUCAUCUGGAGACAACCACAGAGUGCAACCAGUGCUGCUUUCAUGGUUCCUUUUGUGCCAUUGCUUCCCAUUUUCAGCACCUUUGUCAACGUCUAUCUCAUGGUUCAACUCGGAUCAGACACGUGGAUCCGCUACGCAGUGUGGAUGGCAGUAGGUUUAAUCAUCUACUUCUGUUAUGGUGUUCGGCACAGCGUGCAGAAACAAAGGCUCCAAAAUUCACAAAACCAAACCAGCAUUCACAGCAUCACCACCUCUAGAGAACAAAACCUCGAACCUGGACAAGACAUUAACGGGCAAAUGAUGUGA
This is a messenger RNA of Chelmon rostratus (copperband butterflyfish), 1725 nucleotides long. RefSeq names its product cationic amino acid transporter 2 family protein. Gene Ontology annotation, cellular component: plasma membrane. Lineage: Eukaryota; Metazoa; Chordata; Actinopteri; Chaetodontiformes; Chaetodontidae. Gene Ontology annotation, biological process: amino acid transport; transmembrane transport. The transcript has 11 exons. Gene Ontology annotation, molecular function: amino acid transmembrane transporter activity. Bases 1 to 1725 code for a protein of 574 amino acids. The record is from RefSeq and is a predicted model, not a curated record.